Molecule: messenger RNA, 669 nt
Organism: Closterium sp. Naga37s-1
Lineage: Eukaryota; Viridiplantae; Streptophyta; Zygnematophyceae; Desmidiales; Closteriaceae
Source: the annotation of a GenBank genome assembly
AUGGGGAUGGGCGAGAGGGCUAAGAGCUUCCGGGUACAGGCGAGCAUGGAGGUGCACUGUGGGUUUGCGGGGCCCAACACAGGGUUUACGGUGGCCGAGGCGGACCAGCGGUGGCUCAAGCGGUGCCAGGUGGCGGUGGUGACGGCGAUAUUCGGGGGAGGUGACAUCCUGGUGCAGCCGAUUGGGAUGACACAGGAGUCUUUGGAGAAGGUGUGCUACGUGGCGUUUUGGGACGAGGUGACAGCAGCAGCACAGGCAGAGGCAGGAGUGGUGCCAGAUGCAGGCACCAUGAGGGUGGGGCUGUGGCGCAUUGUGAUUGUCAAGGACCUGCCGUUUGUGGACCAGCGCAGAAACGGGAAGAUUCCAAAGAUCUUGUCUCAUCGCCUCUUCCCCCGCGCCCGCUUCUCCAUCUGGGUCGACUCCAAGUACCAGUUCCGCCGCGACCCCCUCGGAGUGCUCGACACGCUGCUGUGGCGGCAGCAGCCGCGGGCAGAGUUUGCGAUAUCGGAGCACGGGGCAAGGAGUUGCAUCUAUGCAGAGGGGGAGGCGAUUGUGAGGAAGCACAAGGCUCAGCCGGAGGAGGUUGCAGUGCAGCUGAACCAGUAUCGCACCGAGGGGCUCCCGGUUAAUGCAACUUACAAUGGGAAGAAAGGUGAGGGAGGCGGAUGA